AUGAAAGCUUGCUGCUCUUCCCAACCGCGGGAUCGUUCAUUUUUCUUUGUGUGUUUACUCUGUGUAACGGUCUUAGCCAUGAUGAUACAAACUGCCAAGUGUCAAAAUUAUGCACCAAGCAUGGAUGAUGGAUCUGUUUGGCCACCUGCCUUCAAUCCAUCUCUUUUCAAAUUGAAUGGAUGUUCAACCACUCCUCUUGUGGGAAGAAGAAAAACCUUCAAUGUUGGACCAGGACAAACUUACACUGAAUUGAACACAGUUCCAUGGUUGAGUUUGCAAGCAGGUGAUGUUGUCAAUAUUUUCUAUCGUUCCACACCUUACAAAACCUAUGUUGGUUUGAGAAGUGUUGGAAAUUCCACACAUCCAAUCACCAUCAAUGGAGUGACUGAUUCAAGUUGUCGAAGACCUGUCAUUUCUGGAGAUGGUGCUCUUCCUGCUGAUGAUGCAAAAGCUGCGUUGUGGGGAACAUGGAGCGGUGGUGGUUUGCCAGGUUCUGGAAUUUUCAUAUUUUGGAAAUCUUCAUCUGAUCCAGCAGAACAUACUCCUCAAUAUUUUGCUUUUAGAAAUUUGGAAUUGAGAGAUUGCAGAAAAGGCAAAUCAUAUAUUGGAUAUGAUGGUGCCUCUCACCCUUAUGAUUACUUUACAGGAGCCAUUUAUGCUGUCCGUAUCAAGCAUUUGUUGAUUGAUAAUUGUUUCAUUACUCAAAAUGGUAAUGGUCUCUUUACCAACACCAGAGGUCAAUCAGAAAAUGACUAUUCCUCCUACUUGUAUGUGAGAGGAUCCAAGCUCGAUAUGAAUGGCUAUCCAGAUGAUGAUCACGAACAUAAUUUAUACACACAAGCCAAGAGAGUUUUAGUUGAAGGAUGUUAUAUUGGUCAAGCGCAAGGUGGAAGUUCUCUCAAAGAUCGAAGCUCUGGAUCUGUCAUUCGAUACAAUUUCAUUAAGGCCAGUGCUCGGGCAUUGGAUUUAGUCGAAACAGAGGAAGAAUAUUAUAAGAAUUUACAACAGGAUCCUCUCUACAAUUAUGCAUGGGUUUAUGGAAAUGUGAUUUUGAAUGAUGAGAACUCUCCAACAGGUUAUUCAGGAAGAGCCAUUCACUGGGGCUUUGAUAACACUUUGGAACGAUCUCGAGCUGGAACCUUAUUCUUUUAUGGAAACACAUACAUGUUUAGAGCAAAGAAUGGAUAUUCCACAGAUAUUUUCCAACUUGGAAAUGAAGCUAGUCCUAGUUCUCCUGAAUUUACUAUUGCUUGUUGGGACAAUGUAUUCGCCAAUCAACCUAGUCAUCAAGGUAGUGUUGAGUUGAGAGUGUUGACAAGUCACGGUAAAGUCACCAUGAAAGGUAAUAACUAUAUUGAUUCUCGUUUCCAACAUAAGAGAAGAGAAUUGGGAGUAGCUGUUACCGAGACUUCAAGUGAACAUGGUGGUAACUUGUGGACUGGACCUUCGACUGUUUUGGACCCUAUGACAUUUAAACCCAAUGCUGGUUCAGUUUUAAUUGGUGCAGGAAACUCAUUCAAACCAGAUUAUUCACAAAUUGAACAAGCCAAUCCAGAUUUCAAGAAGGAGAAUUUGGAAAGAGUUGCUGAAUAUUACACAGUUUCAGGUGGAAUUGCUGGAGCAAGAUUGAGACCCAAUUCUCUUGCUUUGAAUGUUGGAGCUAUGUAA
Naegleria lovaniensis is the source of this 1668-nucleotide messenger RNA. RefSeq lists its product as uncharacterized. Lineage: Eukaryota; Heterolobosea; Eutetramitea; Acrasida; Naegleriidae. The record is from RefSeq and is a predicted model, not a curated record. Bases 1 to 1668 code for a protein of 555 amino acids. The transcript has a single exon.